Molecule: messenger RNA, 3705 nt
Organism: Closterium sp. Yama58-4
Lineage: Eukaryota; Viridiplantae; Streptophyta; Zygnematophyceae; Desmidiales; Closteriaceae
Source: the annotation of a GenBank genome assembly
AUGACUGAUGCCAAAGACGGCGUUUCACUGUUCGAUCACGCGUCUGGCACUGCCACUGCUCCUGCUGACACUGCUCCUGCUCUCGACCGCUCACAGUGGCAGACUCGCGAUGCUGCUGCGCGCCUCGCUAUCCGCAACCACCUGCCGAUCACUGAGCGCGCGCAUUUUAGUCAGCACAAGACUGCUAAGGCGCUGUAUGACGCUGUAGUUGCGCGCUAUUCCUCCCCAGCCACUGCAGCCGUAGGACGCCUCAUCCUGCCCUACCUGUUCCCCGACCUGUCCUCGUUUACCACCGCUGAGGACCUUAUCUCUCACCUCCGCGCUAGUGACGCCCGCUUUCGUGCCGCUCUUACGGACGAGUUCCUCACCAAGAACACCCCCCCGCUGUACUUUACCCUCUACAUCCUCGUCACCCGCAUGCCUGACACUCUUAGCUCGGUCAGGGACCAUUUCCUCGCCAAGGACCCUACCACUAUCACUCUCGACGACUUCGAGCAGCAGCUUCUAGCAGACGAGAAGAACAUUCUCGCUGUAGUCAUGGAGGUCGCUCGUACUUCCAUGAUCCAUGCGGCUGCCCCCCAUUUUCUGUGGCCGUUUGCGGUCCAGUACGCCGCGCAUCAGCUCAACCUCUGGCCCCGUGUCUCCUUGCCGGAGACCUCGCCCACACUGCUGUGGACGGGAGAGGCUGGCGAUGCGUCGCGUUUCCGGGUCUGGGGUGCUCAUGCCUUUGUCCGCGAUACCACCGCGGACAAGCUCUCCGCUCGCGCCAUUCCCUGCGUCUUCCUUGGUUUUCCCCCUGACGUGCCUGGCUGGCAGUUUUACAACCCCGUCUCGCGUCGUGUCUUUGCGUCUCAGGACGUCACCUUUGACGAGUCAGUCCCCUUUUACCGUCUCUUUCCCUACCGCACUUCCCCUCGCCCCCCCCCGCCGCUCUUUCUCGCUCCAGGUCCUCCCCAGGUAGACCCCCUCCCCGCGCCAGGUCCUGCUCCUUCAGGUGUCUCUCAGGUAGACCCUCCCGUGCCUGCGCCUGUUGAGGUCACUGGUGACUCAGGUCCUGUUGGGGGUGGUCCUGUUCGGGGUACUGUGUCUAGGGGUGCUAGGCCUGGGGGUGCGGAGCCUGAGGGUGCUGAGCCUGGGGGUGCUGAGUCUGGGGGUGCUGAGCCUGAGCGUGAGGAGCCUGGAGGUGCUGAGCCUGGGGGUGUGGAGUCUAGGGGUGCUGAGCCUGAGCGUGAGGAGCCUGACAUUGCGGAGCCUGGAGGUGCUGAGCCUGAGCGUGAGGAGCCUGGAGGUACUACGCCUGGGGGUGCUGCGUCUGGAGGUGCUGAGCUUGCGCCCGCCUUCGUCCGCGUGUCCCUCUCACCUCCCAGUAGCUGCACAAGUGGUACGGUCGCCGUCUGGGUCGCGCUGCUGGUGUUCGGGGCUCUGCCGCUGGAGGUGCGUCUGCUGACGUCGCUGGAGCUGGGAGUGGUGCUGGUCCUUUGUCUACUGGAGGUACUGGAGUCGCUGGUCCCGGAGGUGCUCGUACUGGAGGUAAUGGAGCUGCUGGGGGUGCUGUUGCUGGAGACACUGCGGCUGGAGACCCUGGGACUGGGGGUGCCGGUUCUGGGGGUGUUGCUACUCGUGGAGCUGGUCCUGGAGGUGCUGGCGCUGGAGGUUCUGGAGCUGCUGGAGGUACUGGAGCUGCUGGUGCUAGUGCCACUGCACAGCCGCGACUGUUCUUCGCUCCGCCGUCUCCGUCGUCUCCGCCGCCAGGUUCUUAGCCUCCCGUAUUCUACUGGUCUUCCAUUACAGCCUGGCUCACCGCUGCCUGCUCCUUCUCCUUACACUGAGCAGACAGGGGGUCUUGCUGAGCGUCGUGAGCCUGCGUCACGUCCUGUCUCGCCUGUUCGUUCUGGUCGUACCGGUCGUCGAGUUCCUCGUCCGCGUCCGCCGACUGUCCGUGGUGCGCACCUCGUAGCCCUGCGUCCUUCCUCUGCUCCGCAGCCUGUUCCUCUACCGUCUCCCCCUGCGUCCUCUCUGCCUGCCCUUGCGGACCCUGAGUCUGACCGAUUUCGUGCUGAGCACCCUACUGUCACGAACUACGCCGCUAGUCUUGUUGCUGAGUUUGAGUCUGUCUGUCCUCCGUCCGUCGGGGGUGAGUGUGCUCUUGGCACGGACGUCCUUGAGGACAGACAGGAGGACCUUGAGUGUCUUGCGGCCGCUGCGCCUCAUCUCGUGGCCAUGCUGCUUGCCCCCGAGGGAGACCCGGAUGCACCAGACAUCCCUACCCCGCGCUCUUACGCUGAGGCGAUCGCGGGUCCCUACUUCUCUCAGUGGCAGACAGCCAUGGACGCAAAGAUGGCAUCCUGGAAGUCCACAGGCACUUACGUCGAUGAGGUUCCCCCUCCUGGGGCGAACAUCAUCGAUGGCAUGUGGAUUUUCAGGGUGAAGCGGCCGCCGGGUUCUCCGCCUGUCUUCAAGGCUCGUUACGUUGCUCGAGGCUUCAGUCAGCGAGAGGGAGUUGACUUCUUCCAGACCUUCUCCCCCACCCCGAAGAUGACCACUCUUCGGAUCUGGCUGCGCCGCCCACCUAGCUUCACUGGGUCGUUCCCUCCUGGUACCCAGUGGAGCCUCCGGCGGCCAGUCUACGGUCUCCGCCAGGCGCCUCGUGAGUGGCACGACACACUGAGGAUGACACUUGCGGCUCUUGGGUUUGCUCCUUCGACUGCUGACCCGUCGCUGUUUCUGCGCACCGACACUUCGCUGCCGCCGUUCUACAUCCUCGUGUACGUUGACGACUUGGUCUUUGCCACUGCUGACACUGAGGCUCUCGCCCUGGUGAAGUCGGAGCUGCAGAAGAGACACACGUGCACAGACCUGGGUGAGCUGCGCAGCUACCUUGGCUUGCAGAUCACCCGGGACAGAGCACGCCGCACCAUCACACUGUCUCAGUCACACAUGGUGCAGCAGGUCCUUCAGCACUUCGGCUUCACCUGGUCCUCGCCACAGUCCACUCCUCUAGCUACAGGUCACUCGCUCUCAGCUCCACCUUCGGACGAGUCUGUAGAGCCGAGUGGUCCUUACCCAGAGCUAGUGGGCUGCCUCAUGUACCUGAUGACCUGCACUCGACCUGACCUUGCGUACCCUCUUGGUCUUCUGGCUCGCUACGUGGCUCCUGGUCGGCACCAAAAGGUGCACAUGGAUGCUGCGAAGAGGGUACUGCGCUACUUGUGCAGUACAUCGGGCAUGGGGCUCGUGCUUGGAGGGCGGAGUCCAGUUGUCCUCACUGGGCACUCAGACGCUUCUUGGGUUGACGACCUGGCUACGCAGCGGUCGUCACAGGGUUACACUUUCAGCCUUGGCUCUGGCUCUGUUUCUUGGCGUUCUACUCGUUCGUCUUCUGUUCUCAGCUCCAGUUGUGAGGCUAAGAUCUACGCCACAGCCAUGGCUGCACAGGAGUUACGUUGGCUCACCUACCUGCUGACCGACUUGGGAGAGAGGCCUCGUUCUCCUCCAGUUCUGUACGUCGACAACAAGGCCGCCAUUGCCUUGUGUCAGGAUCACAGACUGGAGCACAGAACGAAGCACAUCGCUCUGCGUUACUUCCUGGCUCGAGAGUUGCAGCAGCGUGGUCAGCUUUGUCUUGCUCACGUGGCCACUCGGGCUAACACUGCUGAUAUAUUCACCUUCCGUCUGGUGAUCAUCAGCGCUUUUGUACUUUGUUAG